AUGUGCUCAUCCGAUAUCUUCCUCGGCUUAAUCGCCAUCUUAUUUCCCCCUCUCGCAGUCUGGGUAAAACGCGGCCUCUGCUCCGCCGACUCCCUCAUCAACAUUCUCCUCUGCAUGCUCGGGUUCCUCCCCGGCCUCCUACACGCCUGGUAUAUCAUUGCCAAAUUCCCCGACCAAGACUCCUACGACGCUAUUCCCGAUUCCGAAAAUGCACGUGUAACAUAUGUCGUGGUACAAGGUCCCAAUGGACACACGCAGCGGGUGUCCAAGGAUUCGAGAGGUGCGCAGAGACAACAGCAAGGAUAUGGAACGAAUGCUCCGAUGGAAGCGCCGAUUGUUCAGCAACAGCAGAAUGGGACGUGGGCGAGUGCGGGAGAGGAACAGGGACGGGGGGGAGAGGGAAGUAGUGGAGGGGCGGUGCCACCCACGUAUGCGGAGGCUGUUAGGGGGGAUCACAAGGUGCAGUCGAGAGAUUAG
Messenger RNA from Botrytis porri, 477 nucleotides. RefSeq lists its product as uncharacterized. The transcript is spliced from 2 exons. Gene Ontology annotation, cellular component: fungal-type vacuole lumen; fungal-type vacuole membrane. Gene Ontology annotation, molecular function: ubiquitin protein ligase binding. Gene Ontology annotation, biological process: endosome transport via multivesicular body sorting pathway. NCBI's taxonomy places the organism in Eukaryota, Fungi, Ascomycota, Leotiomycetes, Helotiales, Sclerotiniaceae. Bases 1 to 477 code for a protein of 158 amino acids. The record is from RefSeq and is a predicted model, not a curated record.